Messenger RNA from Cucurbita maxima (winter squash), 1050 nucleotides. RefSeq names its product HVA22-like protein k. Bases 174 to 761 code for a protein of 195 amino acids. Lineage: Eukaryota; Viridiplantae; Streptophyta; Magnoliopsida; Cucurbitales; Cucurbitaceae. The record is from RefSeq and is a predicted model, not a curated record. The transcript has 8 exons.
AAUGCCUAUUCUCAGUUCUUUCUAGUUUCUACUCAUCGACGCUCAAAUUCCAUACUAUCCAUUAAUUUUUCACUUGCACGGAAACCUUUUUCUUUGGAUUUUGUUUUUCUUUCUUGAAUCUCUUGUUCGUUUUGGUGAAGAUUUGAGGAGCGAUUUUUGCUUCCGUUCGAAUUAUGGCUCUUCUCGGCUCGGCAAUUUCCAACGAGGUUGGAUUGCAGCUUCUCCUAUAUCCUCUCGGUUCCAAUGUUGUUGUUCGUACUGCUUGCUGCUCUGUAGGGGUUGUUUUACCCGUUUAUUCCACCUUCAAGGCGAUUGAGAAGAAAGAUCAAAAUGAGCAACAGAAGUGGCUUUUGUAUUGGGCAGCCUAUGGAUCUUUCAGCCUUGUUGAAGUGUUCUCAGACAAACUUCUUUCAUGGGUUCCAGUGUACUACCAUUUGAAGUUUGCAUUUCUUGUUUGGCUCCAGCUCCCAGCAACUGGUGGUGCAAAGAAAGUAUACACGAAGCACCUGCGUCCUUUCUUCCUUAGGCAUCAAGCAAAGGUGGAUCGAAUUUUGGGGUCUGUUUAUAAUGAAAUGGGGAAAACAAUCAGUGCUCAUCAAGCAGAGAUUCAAUAUCUACGAACCAUGAUUAUGAGAAUAAUGGGAUCAGACGAGCAAUCAUCAAGGAUUGGGCCAGCCAGACCAAAUCAGGCUGGAAGUAACCUACAAAUUGAAGAUCAGACAAGACUAGACUCCGAUACAGAAUCGGAUAUUGACGAUUGACUUCCCUCCUAAAAUUCCCAUUCACUGGUGUACAUUAUUAGAAUAUCAGCCCCUGUUUCCCUGGGAAGUAUCUAUAGGUAUCCGCUUAUAAUGAGUGCCUUCUUUCGUUUUUUCUUUGCAUCAGUAAUCAACGAACAGUGUAUAUCCUUCACAAUAUUCUUUUUACUCCGCAUUGACAUUUGAUAGAAGAAGUAUUUGUAAUCUUAUGCACCAUUAUGCUUCCGAGGUGCAGUGAACCACCGAGCGAGUUGAAAGUUUCUUUUAUAAUGUUACAGUUGAUAGAGGUCAA